Molecule: messenger RNA, 780 nt
Organism: Molossus molossus (Pallas's mastiff bat)
Lineage: Eukaryota; Metazoa; Chordata; Mammalia; Chiroptera; Molossidae
Product: 40S ribosomal protein S4-like
Biological process (GO): translation
Cellular component (GO): cytosolic small ribosomal subunit; ribosome
Molecular function (GO): RNA binding; structural constituent of ribosome
Source: RefSeq, a predicted model, not a curated record
AUGACCACGGCUCAUGGUCCCAAGAAGCAUCUGAAGCGUGUAGCAGCUCCAAAGUAUUGGAUGCUGGAUAAACUGACUGGUGUGUUAGCUCCUCGGCCAUCCACCGGUCCCCACAAGCUGACAGAAUGUCUCCCUCCCAUCAAUUUCCUAAGGAACAGACUGAAGUAUGCCCUCACAGGAGAUGAAGUCAAGAAGAUCUGCAUGCAACGCUUCAUUAAGAUCGAUAGCAAGGUCGGAACCGAUGUCACCUACUCUGCUGGGUUUAUGGAUGUCAUCAGCACUGACAAGACCGAAGAGAAUUUCCAUCUGAUCUAUGACACCAAGGGUCACUUUGCUCUUCAUUGUAUUACACCCAAGGAGGCCAAGUACAAGCUGUGCAAAGUGAGGACAAUCUUUGUGGGCACAAAGGGAAUCCCUCAUCUGGUGACCCACGAUGCGUGCACCAUCCUCUACCUCGAUCCCCUCAUCAAGGUGAACGACACCAUUCAGAUUGAUCUGGAUUCUGGCAAAAUCGCCGAUUUCAUCAGGUUUGACACCGGUAAUCUGUGCAUGGUGACCGGAGGUGCUAACCUGGGAAGAAUUGGCGUGAUCACCAAUAGAGAGAAACACCCUGGUUCUUUUGAUGUGAUUCUGAAAGAUGGUAAUGGCAACAGCUUUGCCACCCGGCUCUCCAACAUUUUUGUUAUCGGCAAAGGCAACAAACCCCAUGGCAAGGGUAUCUGCCUCACCAUUGCUGAAGAGAGAGAAAAGAGACUGGCAGCCAAACAGCUGGUGAAAUGA